Molecule: messenger RNA, 741 nt
Organism: Penicillium psychrosexuale
Lineage: Eukaryota; Fungi; Ascomycota; Eurotiomycetes; Eurotiales; Aspergillaceae
Product: bZIP transcription factor
Exons: 2
Coding region: 1-741 (246 amino acids)
Biological process (GO): regulation of DNA-templated transcription
Molecular function (GO): DNA-binding transcription factor activity
Source: RefSeq, a predicted model, not a curated record
AUGGAUUCAACCAAAGAACAGAAGAAGAAUGUGCGACUCGCGCGGGUGCGUGAAAACCAGCGCAAGAGUCGAGCCCGGAAGCAGGAGUACGUGAAUGAGUUAGAGCAGCGUCUUGCGGUGUGUAAAGAACAAGCCCGCCAAAAAGACAUCGAGCACCGACUAGCAACGCAAAACGUCGAAGCUGAAAAUCGGCAUUUGAGAGCUCUUUUGGGAUCGCUGGGAGUUUCGAGUGCUUAUGUCCAGCAGUAUCUGCAGGAAGCGGAUACGGGAGUAAACACCAACCGGAAGGUUGCUAUCCCCGCCAUUCAGCGAGUAGAGAGAGAUAAUCCUCUGUCUCUAUCGCUUCGUGAUACUCGCGGAUCAAAUUUCUCGAUGGCAGUACCUCGCGUUUACAAAGAGGAAUCAAAGACGACUGAACUACCAAGUACGUGUGCUUUGACAGUGGUGCAGCGAACAGAUCAGCCGUCGAAGCAAAACCCACAAGAAAAAGAUCCGGCUUUGUGUGGAUGCCGGUCCGAGAGACAGAAUCCGGAAACGGUAUCUGACGAAGAUGUGCUCAAUUCAACGCUGUGUGCCAUUGCAGAAGAAAUGAUCAAUCAAUACAACACCAAAGGAAUUGAUGUCGAUGAGAUCCGACGAAGAAUUUGGUCUGGGUUCCGAGCAGGUGCAAAUGGCACAGGCUGCAGAGUUCAAAAUCACAUUCUGUUCCAAGUGCUAGACGAUAUCAGCAGUGAUGUCUGA